Eruca vesicaria subsp. sativa (arugula) is the source of this 2133-nucleotide messenger RNA. NCBI's taxonomy places the organism in Eukaryota, Viridiplantae, Streptophyta, Magnoliopsida, Brassicales, Brassicaceae. The record is from the annotation of a GenBank genome assembly.
AUGGCUUGGAGGCGAAUCAUCACCAAGGUUUCGAGUCAUGAACCGGAAUUGAGAAGCUUACUUGUUAGAGCUUCUAGAAGAGGAGUUGUUGGAGCUACUGGUAGUGGUGGAGCUUCUUCCAGGUUUCAAUCGAGCUACGUCGGUAGCUUUGCUCGCAGAGUGCGUGAAAGAGAUGAGUUCAGCGAGGUUGCACAACUGAGAGAACUCGUCCGCAGAAACGAUCCUGAAGCAGUUAUCAGAAUCUUCGAAACCACCCCAUCUAUGCAUGCCAACCCCUCUGCACUCACCGAAUACAUCAAGGCGUUGGUCAAAGUUGAUAGGCUUGAUAACAGCGAGCUCGUGCGAACGUUGCAAAGAGGUAUCGCUGGUGCUUCUUCUCAGGAGCAACAGGGUUUUGGAGAUGUUGCAGCGUUUAGAAACUUGGGGAAGGGAACAGCAAAAGAUGGUGGUGUUCUUGGAACUUCUGCUGCACCGAUACAUACCAUAUCCACUGAAAGGAGUAGCUUUAAGGAACAGCUUUGGAGUACUUUCCGGACUAUUGCUGUUGGUUUUUUGCUUAUUUCUGGUGCUGGAGCACUUAUUGAGGAUAAGGGGAUCACCAAAGGACUCGGUUUGCAAGAAGAAGUGCAACCUAGCAUGGACUCAAGCACAAAAUUUUCAGAUGUAAAGGGUGUUGAUGAAGCCAAAGCUGAGCUAGAGGAAAUUGUGCAUUAUCUUCGUGACCCCAAGAGAUUCACUCGUUUAGGAGGGAAGCUUCCUAAGGGUGUGUUGCUUGUUGGACCUCCCGGCACAGGGAAGACUAUGCUUGCUAGGGCCAUUGCCGGAGAAGCUGGAGUUCCUUUCUUCUCCUGCAGUGGUAGUGAGUUUGAAGAGAUGUUUGUUGGGGUUGGAGCCAGAAGAGUGAGAGAUCUUUUCGCUGCUGGAAAGAAGUGCUCCCCUUGUAUUAUUUUCAUCGAUGAGAUUGAUGCUAUUGGAGGAAGCCGUAACCCCAAGGACCAGCAGUACAUGAAGAUGACACUGAACCAGUUGCUCGUUGAGUUGGAUGGGUUUAAACAGAACGAUGGGAUUAUUGUGGUGGCUGCAACAAAUUUCCCUGAGUCAUUGGAUAAGGCUUUGGUUAGGCCUGGGAGGUUUGAUCGCCAUAUUGUUGUGCCUAACCCUGAUGUGGAAGGUCGACGCCAGAUUCUAGAGUCUCACAUGUCAAAGGUACUUAAGGCUGAAGAUGUUGAUUUAAUGACCAUAGCUAGAGGAACACCUGGAUUCUCUGGAGCUGAUUUGGCGAAUCUGGUGAACGUUGCUGCACUGAAAGCUGCAAUGGACGGUGCAAAAGAUGUGACAAUGUCUGAUCUUGAGUUUGCUAAAGACAGAAUCAUGAUGGGAAGCGAGAGAAAGUCUGCGGUUAUAUCGGACGAGUCAAGAAAACUAACUGCUUUCCAUGAAGGUGGUCAUGCUCUUGUGGCCAUCCACACAGAAGGUGCUCUUCCAGUCCACAAAGCAACCAUUGUGCCACGUGGUAUGGCUCUUGGCAUGGUUUCUCAACUACCUGAUAAAGAUGAGACUAGUAUCUCUAGGAAACAGAUGCUUGCUCGGCUUGAUGUUUGUAUGGGAGGGAGGGUGGCAGAAGAGUUGAUCUUUGGGGAGAGUGAGGUGACUUCAGGAGCUUCCUCUGAUCUCGAGCAGGCAACUAAACUCGCUCGAGCAAUGGUUACCAAAUUCGGUAUGAGCAAAGAGGUUGGUCUUGUGGCUCAUAACUAUGAUGACAAUGGGAAAAGCAUGAGCACCGAGACGAGGCUUCUCAUUGAGAGUGAAGUGAAACUUCUUUUGGAGAAGGCUUACAACAAUGCGAGAACCAUCCUCACGGUUUACAACAAAGAGCUGCAUGCCCUUGCAAACGCUUUGCUUGAGAAGGAAACUAUGUCUGGGAAGCAGAUUAAAGAAUUGCUUACUGAUCUCAACUCUCCUCAGAUGAAAAAGCGUCAAGAGGUUGUUGCACAGCAGAGCCAGUCUGUUCCUCCAUCAACUCCUAGCCCUGCAUCAUCAGCAGCCGCAGCGGCUGCUGCUGCAGCUUCUGCCGCCGCAGCUGCUGCAACGGCCGCAACUAAAGGUAAAGACAUGGCUCCUGUAGGGUCUUAA